AUGCCCUCACCUGAUCCCACCGAGCCGGCCUCGAAUUGGGACUUCACCGCAGUGCUUGACCUCCUCCGGUCACCCACUUACAGUGAUGCCUCUAAUCCUGCCCGCCACUCCAAAUUCCUAGCUCUCUCGUCUUCUGAGGGACGGUCAAAGCAAAAUGUGUCUAAGACUGAGGGUGGUGACUGCAGGUCAGCUACAGAAGUAAAGCCUAAGCGAAGUCACACCCAGCUUGGAGACUUUGGGUCUCUCUGGGACCUCCUCAUCCCAGACGACACCCACACGAACAAGAUUCUUGGCGACCCCACACUUGCCUCGUCGCUCAACACCCAACACUCUCAAGAUCGGGCCUCGCCUGUAACGAGUCUCAAGCGGACUCCCCGUGGUGGACCAUCUACUACUGAAACAUACCAUCCCACGUCUAAGCACGCACCUUUGUCGGUUGUCUCGAAACCUCAUAUUUCCAGUGGUAUCGUUUCAGGCAGUUCUUCACUUUCAUACGUUCAACCCCCUUCCAUAACCAUUCUCAAACGAGCCACGGACAAAGAGGAGACCCCUUUGCCACCUCGAACGCCCUCAAAGCCGAUUCCCGGCGCCAGCGAUACAAACACGCCGAGGGCGAAAGUCAAAGUCAAGGCUACUUCCACCGGGAAAGACACCAAUUCUCAAUCUGAAUGGGUUUCUGAAAGCAGCGCAGAGGCGGAAUCCGACUCUAGCACUGUCAUUUUCGAUUCCCCGAUUAUCAAGAAGCCCGGUACCCUGGCAUUUGUUCCGACCCAGGUGGGUACCACAGAUGCACGGACUGGCCAGGAUGACACCCCGCCAUCGUCGUACGAUGACCCAAACUCGGUAUUGGGCUCGGAAAUUGCCCGGAAUAUCAUUACAACCCCAACGGGAAUUCGUGUCCUGCCUGCUGCGUACAAGGCGGCAACGGACAGACGAGCUGGUCUGAUAGACAAGCUUAUCAAUGAAUUCCCUGAUUAUGCCCGACAUGUGUCGCAGGCAGGAAGUUCGCCAUCCUCAAAGAAGAAUCGUGAGCAACGCCCUGUCCAUGUCUUUGUUGACAUGUCCAAUAUCAUGGUUGGAUUCCACGACUCGGUAAAAGUCUCGCGGAACAUUCCCAUCGCAACCAGAAUACGCCGCCUUCACAUGGCCUUUGCCAAUUUCUCUUUGAUCAUGGAACGGGAUCGCCCCGCCGCCAAGAGAGUCUUGGUAGGCUCGGACCGACUGCCAUCGAUCGGCGAAGCUGAGAAGUUAGGCUAUGAAGUCAACAUUUUAGACCGUGUUCACAAGAACAAACAUACAACUCCCCGCGCGUCCAAAUUUCGAAAAGGGCCCCAGUUUGCCAGUGGGCCUGAAACGGUCAGCAAUCUUGGGAACCGAUGGGUUGAGCAGGGUGUAGACGAAAUUCUGCACCUGAAGAUCCUGGAGUCCCUUUUGGACACGGAUGAGCCGGCGACGAUCGUGUUGGCGACUGGAGAUGCAGCGGAAGCUGAGUACUCUGGUGGAUUCAUGCGCAUGGUGGAGCGUGCGCUUCAUCGUGGCUGGACUGUGGAGCUGGUUAGCUUCUCUCAGGUGACGAGCUAUGCGUAUCGUAAGAAGGAGUUUAGAGAGAAAUGGGGGGACCGCUUCCGGUGGAUUGAGUUGGAUGACUACGUGGAGGAACUUUUUGAUUAA
Messenger RNA from Penicillium atrosanguineum, 1671 nucleotides. RefSeq names its product NYN domain-containing protein. Lineage: Eukaryota; Fungi; Ascomycota; Eurotiomycetes; Eurotiales; Aspergillaceae. The coding region runs from base 1 to 1671 and encodes 556 amino acids. The record is from RefSeq and is a predicted model, not a curated record. Gene Ontology annotation, biological process: protein import into nucleus. Gene Ontology annotation, molecular function: small GTPase binding; guanyl-nucleotide exchange factor activity. Gene Ontology annotation, cellular component: nucleus. The transcript has 2 exons.